GCCUCACUCUUUGCUAUUCAAGACAGAAAAGUUAUGAAAGUCAAAUAGGAAAGAAAUGCAAGACACGCGGUGGUGGUGUUGGUAACUAUAUACAAAGACGAUAUACUAAGAAAUUGCGAAAAAAAUCUACUUCCUCUCCUCUCUCCUCCCGUCUUCCUUUCUGUUAUGCGUCCAGCUCAGAUAGGGUCAGCGUGUGGUCGCCAGUUUCCAGUCGGCAAAUUCAUUCUGAAGUUGUGUGCACGUCACAAGAUAAUCAGAAGGAGAACGGUCCGAAUCCAUAUUAAUGUUUUUUUUGCACGUGAAUAUGCGCCAAUAUGGAAUUCAUUUCGAGCAAAUAAUUUUCUCGAUCCCCACCAGCAAAAUGGAAAAAACUUACUCUAG
Molecule: messenger RNA, 381 nt
Organism: Phytomonas sp. EM1
Lineage: Eukaryota; Euglenozoa; Kinetoplastea; Trypanosomatida; Trypanosomatidae
Source: the annotation of a GenBank genome assembly